AUGGACAAACUACAAACCUUGGUGGUUGAACCACUUCAACCUAUCCUCAAACCCAUCAGUGACGCCCUGCCUGAACCCGUGCACGAUGCCAUCAUCUCCCUUAUUGGCGCGCCCUGCCACAGCGCUCUGUUGCUCGAUCUCGAUGUCAGCAAAGAUCCCAAAUGUACCUCCCUCGCCAUCUCUAAGGCUUUGGGUCUCGCAAUCGUCGGCGCCAGCGCAAUCGUCAAGGUGCCCCAGAUCCUCAAACUCGUGAACUCGCGUUCCUCAGCUGGUGUAUCCUUCAUGUCCUACGCCAUGGAAACCGCUAGUCUAUUGAUUACGCUCUCAUACAACGUUCGCCAACAGUUCCCCUUUAGCACCUAUGGCGAGAGCGCCUUGAUUGCAGUGCAGGAUGUGGUUAUUGGUGUUUUGGUCCUGUCGUUUGCUGGAAAACCUGCUGGUGCUGCUGCGUUUGUUGCGGUGGUUGCGGCUAGUAUCUAUGCGCUUUUGUUCGAUGCGACCCUCGUUGAUGCACAUACGCUUUCGCUCUUGCAGGCUGGUGCCGGUGUUUUGGGAGUUGCUAGCAAGCUUCCUCAGAUCUUUACAAUUUACCAGGAGGGUACCACUGGCCAGCUCAGCGCAUUCGCGGUCUUCAACUACCUCCUCGGUACCUUGUCUCGAAUUUUCACCACUCUCCAAGAAGUUGACGACAAACUCAUCUUGUACAGCAUCGUGGCUGCGUUCGUCCUCAACGCCGUCCUUGCAAUGCAGAUGGUGUACUACUGGAACAGCCCAGCAAAGAAGACUACCGUUCCGGCAAAGGAGAACAAAAAGGCAAUCGCCAACUCUCCUGCUGCUGCUCGAGCCUCUGGUGCUUCGCCCAAAUCAGCAGGGAAGACCCCUACUACUCGUCGACGAGGUUAA
Molecule: messenger RNA, 903 nt
Organism: Talaromyces marneffei
Lineage: Eukaryota; Fungi; Ascomycota; Eurotiomycetes; Eurotiales; Trichocomaceae
Exons: 2
Coding region: 1-903 (300 amino acids)
Source: RefSeq, a predicted model, not a curated record